Messenger RNA from Synchiropus splendidus (mandarinfish), 1494 nucleotides. Its product is annotated as DET1- and DDB1-associated protein 1-like. Gene Ontology annotation, biological process: positive regulation of proteasomal ubiquitin-dependent protein catabolic process. The coding region runs from base 251 to 544 and encodes 97 amino acids. Gene Ontology annotation, cellular component: Cul4-RING E3 ubiquitin ligase complex. The record is from RefSeq and is a predicted model, not a curated record. Lineage: Eukaryota; Metazoa; Chordata; Actinopteri; Syngnathiformes; Callionymidae. The transcript is spliced from 5 exons.
CCUCUGGAUACAGACAACAAAAAUGGAGUUGCGAACUUGCCGAUUGUCAUCUAUAGAAAAGUAGAUUUAAUACCUCGUUGCAACGCCUAGUACGUAGCUAACGAUACACGUGUGGUAGAAUUAUUCAGCUAAAUUGUAUUCCUCGUGUUUUCUAUUGACCGACGUUGGUGAUAUCGUGAACAAACGCGUCCUGCUCUCUGGCUAAGUUGGUUAGCCUCGGCUAGUUCACUGUCGUUUCCGCUUCAGUAACAUGGAAAAGGGGGAUUUCCUGAAAGGCCUGCCGGUUUAUAACAAGAAUAACUUCAGCAAGUUCCACGCGGACUCCGGCUGUAAAGCUGCAAACCGCAGACCUGCUGUUUACCUGCCAACACGGGAGUACCCGUCACAACAAGUUAUUGUCACUGAGAAGACAAACAUCCUGUUGAGGUACCUUCACCAGCAGUGGGACAAGAAGAACUCGUCUAGAAAGCGAGAGCAGGAAGACGGAGAGAAUAAUGCACCACCCAAAAAAAUGGCCAGAACAGAGAGCCGUGAAGAUUCGUGAAACGCUGAAGUAUGAGACUGAAAACAGACUCUGACAAGCACAUGACAUGUUUUGAUGGCUGCUUCAGGGGCAAGACACAUCUGCAGCCUCCUACAGAGUUCCUCUGUAGCACUCUGUAGCAGGCUGCGUCCACACGCUUGUUGUAUUUGUUUGAAACCUCACUCUGGCAUUACAACCCAAGAGUUAGCUUUGCCUCACACCAGUUUUGUUUUACACCACAACAGCAGUAUCUCAAGGGUAAUGUUUGUAUUAGUUUUCAUUGUAGUCUGUCAGUACUGAUGCACCCGUUCAAAUAUUAUAGCAUUUCAGCUUACUUCCACUGUGACGUCCUUCUUUGGUGUCCCUGUUAUGCAUGUGUUCUUCUUCAUCUGGGUGUCUCUUCGUUCAUUCUAAGGAAGGUUUGUAGUGAAAUACAUAUCACUGAAGGAUGAAGGAAACUCCCAAUUGAUGCAAUUUCAUAACAUGAUGCAUGUGCCACCUCAUUUAGAAAAGAUUGUCAAAAUGUAGACAUUUUUGUCAUCCAAAAUGGACAGUUUUGAUAAAGUGUCUUGGUUUUAUUUAUUUGUUUCUCUAUGCUUAAAUAGCUCUAUAAGAAAAUAUAUUGUGGGCUGUUCUGCGAUAGAAUGACAUAAGCAUUGUGAUACAGAACUAGGAAUAAAUGAGGAAAUAUAGAGGGGAAGCGUUUGGAAUAAUCCAAAGGUUAGUGUUUUGCAUUGUGAUAUAAAUCCACGGUAAGGUGUGGUUUAAGGAUUUAGAAAUAGCAUUAAUGCAUAACAAGGCUACAACCAUAAUUUAUUUCUAUGUUUUCACAGUGAUGUGAUUCAGUUGUCUGUUCGCAUUGAUUUUAUUCUGUGAAUGUUCGUUGACUGAAGAAAUAUUUUUGUCAAUUACAGAUGUUAUGGUUUUUUGCAAGAAAAUGUUAAGCUGAAUAUUAAAACAAGGCAAGCUUA